AUGAACGCAACAUGGCUGCAGCAAGUGGUAUCGACAGACGAGUCCAAGCGGGAACCCGUACCAACACCAACGCUGGAGAUCGCUGCAAGCAGACACCGACUGACAGCCAUUAUGAAUACGGACGACGUUGCGGCUGCUACAGCUGCGGCGCUUGUAGGGCGAACUGCUGCUGCCAGCAAGAGUUCGCUCGCCUUCAUCUUGGGUGGCAAUACGGUCGAAGAUCAGGCCCAUUCGACUGGCGGAACUUUUGCUAAUCUCCAGGUUAGUUCAAGUGUCUCCACGAUGGAAAACAGGUCUAGAAACGUACCAGCUCCUACUGCAGGAGCGAAAGCUGCUAUGAAAAAGUCGCGUAUUUGCAAGUUUGACAAUUGCACGCGUUACGUGGUAAACCGUGGACUUUGUAUUGGUCACGGUGGUGGUAAGCAAUGUGCUGUCGUUGGGUGCACGAGCAGUGCCAAAAAUUUGGGCGUGUGCUGGAAGCAUGGUGGUUCGACAAAGUGCACGAUGGCUGGAUGUGAGAACCGUGCUAAGUCUCGCGGAGUUUGCUGGUCUCAUGGUGGAGGCCGCAAAUGCAGUGAAGAAAACUGUAUCAAGACGGCAGUCUCUCAUGGUCUUUGCUGGGCUCACGGAGGAGGCAAACGAUGUGUCGUCGAAGGCUGCCGUAAACCUGCGUACGAGCGCAACGGCAACGUGUGCUCUCUGCAUCAAGUUCCCGAUGCUAGUGCUUUGCAAAAACCAGAAGAACGAUGA
Molecule: messenger RNA, 750 nt
Organism: Peronospora farinosa
Lineage: Eukaryota; Oomycota; Peronosporomycetes; Peronosporales; Peronosporaceae
Source: the annotation of a GenBank genome assembly